This is a messenger RNA of Oncorhynchus mykiss (rainbow trout), 843 nucleotides long. Lineage: Eukaryota; Metazoa; Chordata; Actinopteri; Salmoniformes; Salmonidae. The record is from RefSeq and is a predicted model, not a curated record.
AUGUCUGAAAAGGACUUCGUCCCCAGCUGGUUAUUGCGAAGAAACAGCACAUUGUCAAUUAUUGAAGACCUUUCCCUGCCCUUAGUCCCCUUCGAGGACUGCAGCUCAACCCGCAACUACGCUGCAACCAUCAUUCCUCCAUUCUACCAUACCCUCUCACUGCUCGGUAUCUUUGGAAACGUCUGUAGCCUGGUGAUCUGCCUCAAACCGUCUCGACCUUGGAGUAUCGGCUCCAUCGGAGUACUGAACCUAGCUCUGUGUGACCUAGCGUACCUGGCCUCCAUACCGCCCAGGGCUAUCUAUGUAAGUGAGAACUAUGACUGGAGCAUGGGCAGUUCACUGUGCAUCCUGAGUAACAUACUCCACUUUGUAGGUCUGACCUCCAGCACCAUGUUUAUCUGUGUUGUCAGCACCGACCGCUUCCUGGCUAUUGUCUUCCCACUCGAGUCACGGAUGGUCCGCACCCCCCGCAACGCUGCCCUGGUCUCACUGCUCCUAUGGGCCAUUACCGUCCUGCUCAUUUACCUAAGCUAUCCUAACAUCAACUACAGGGAGCGGAAGAGCGGCAUCCGCUACUGUGGAACUGUGGUGACCUCAAGGUUCAGGUACAGCGCAGCCACCUACAAUCUGUUAUCCUACUACUCUGUGCAGGUGUCUGUUCCCUUGCUCCUCAUCAUCCCUUCCUAUGUGAAGAUUAUAGCCCGGAUGAGGCAUUCGCGGCAGCAGUGGGCUGCAGGCAACAUGCAGGGCCGGGGGGACAAGACCAUCUGGCUGAUUGCAGUUUUCAUAGCCAAUUUCUUUGUGUGCUGGAGGGGCUUUGGGAGCUGGUCAGUAAAGCACUAG